GUUUGGGCCGAGUCUUACGCAGUCGGGUGUGGACGAACCUUUUGCAGCAGCCUUGUUAAUUAUUUUCCAAAUACGUACAUAAUAACCUGCAACUAUGGUCCAGGUGGAAAUAUUGUUGGGCAGGAUGUUUAUCUUCCUGGUCCAAGCUGUACUGAAUGUUCAUCAGGCAUCGGGGAAUGCUUCAAUAAUCUUUGCAGACCCUGUUCGGACCAUUCUGAGCCAUGUGAAUGUAGGGCUGAGUGUCAUAACUGUGGGACAAUGAACAGCGACUGCUCAUGCACUUGCAGAGAUGGAUGGCGAGGACCUAACUGUGCUCGAGAAUGUGAAAACACCGACAUCCGAUGCGGCAAUGGAUGGCCAACAUCAUGGUGCGGUGACAGUCAGUUUCCAUUUGUUGAUGCAGCUUGUCAUCUCCUAUGUGGCUAUUGCAAUCCAGCUGAUCCGGAUUUCAUAUGUUCACCAACCACGACCCCCUCAACCACCACACAACUCCCGCAAACAACUCCAGAGGUUACCCAAGCUCCCGCAACCACCACACAACUCCCGCAAACAACUCCAGAGGUUACCCAAGCUCCCACAACCACCACACAACUCCCGCAAACAACUCCAGAGGUUACCCAAGCUCCCACAACCACCACACCUACUACACAAACAGCAACUGCUGCUGCACAAUCGCCCAUGACAACACGCAUGCCCAUAACAGAAGCACCUUCGACACCUAGUACUGUCGCCACAACGACGGAACCGCCAUGCACGUUGACUUGUCUGAAUGGCGGGAGACUGGAUUCACGCCAGUGUAUAUGCAACUGCCUUUCACAAUACCAGGGAAGCCGGUGCCAAAAUUUAAAGACUCAAGUCCGGUAUGGGGUAGAACUCACCAUUGGUGCAGAUAUAAGCAUUUUCCCACGAAUUCGCGAUCUGCUUUUUGCGUUAGUCAGCCGACUGGUCACAGGCGUCUGUAAUGGCGAUAUCUUCUACCCCCUUUGUUGCCCAGGAGGUACCGGAAAAGAUACUGACCUGACAUUGAAUUAUGUCGACAGUAGCCACGUGUCCGUAGCAGAUGGCUACCCCGAAGAGCGCCCUCAAUACGACCCAAUAGAAGCCUUCGCGGUCAUGCUGCUCAUAACGCCCCCAACACCAAGUGAUCUUUGCAUGGAGAACUGGGCACUUGGUCGAAAAAGAAGAGAUGCCCAAUUGCAUGUGAUACCAAGAGACAAAAGGCAGACAGACUCUUCUUCGGAGGGUUACUUGAGCCAAGGAGCGCUGUAUGAAGCAGUCUCUGCUAACAUCGACACCAUUGCAAGAGAAGUCAAUGUGACGGUCUUGGAGGUGACCAGGGGUGCCGUCGAGGAAGGUGAAGUUCUGUUAGAGCUCCAAUACGUUCUCAUCAUCAUCAUUGCCAUCAUCGUAGCCCUGGCCAUCGUCCUAGCAAUCAUCACCAUUUGCUGGGGAAGGUAA
Molecule: messenger RNA, 1458 nt
Organism: Lytechinus pictus (painted urchin)
Lineage: Eukaryota; Metazoa; Echinodermata; Echinoidea; Temnopleuroida; Toxopneustidae
Exons: 11
Coding region: 259-1458 (399 amino acids)
Source: RefSeq, a predicted model, not a curated record